CGACCCAAACCACCCUACACAGGCACUGACCCUUUCUCAACUUGAAGCUGCAACGCAAAACCCUCCGCGAGGGUUUCCACCGCCGUCGCGCCGCUCACCUCGUUUCAAUUCGAACAGCAAAACCCUUUUGCAGUCGCAGAACUCUCGCAGCCGGCCAGAGCGCGGCUGCAGCGGCGAGGACCACAAUCCUUCGCGGAGCAUGGCCACCUCUACGGAGCCGGAGGGCACGCCGCCCGCGGCUAAGGGGAGUAAAGGAGAGGCCAACAGGAAGCGGAGCAGCGAACAGGGACAGGGAGGCCAGGGAGGCGCAGGCAGCGGCGGCGGCGGCGGCGGCGGCUGGCAGAAGCGGAAGAAGAAGGAGGUCUUCAUCUACGGAAACUACAAGAACUACUACGGCUACCGGAUUGAUCGCAAUGUUGGUGAAGAUCCUCGCCUUGAGGCGUUCAAGAAGCAGUGGUUUGAAAACAAGGAUUGUCUCGAUAUUGGAUGCAACCAGGGUUUGGUAACGAUUGGCUUAGCCAUGAAAUUUAACUGUCGAAGCAUUCUUGGAGUUGAUAUUGAUUCAGGUUUGAUUGAGACUGCUAAGUGGAACCUACGAAGGAUAAUGCGGCAGGAUAAGGUGGCUACAAAAAACGUGAAAGCUCAGGAAUUGCCAGAUUCUCCUUCUCAGAGCUCUACAAGAGAAGUGGCAUCUGAGUUAUCGAAUGGGAACAGGCACCAAGAUCUUUUUAAAAUUGUCUCUUUUCGACGUGAAAAUUUUGUAGAGUGUAUGGAUGGAUGUUCAGAACAGUAUGACACCAUACUCUGUUUGAGUGUGACAAAAUGGAUCCACCUGAACUGGGGUGACGAUGGCCUAGUUACUUUGUUCGUGAAGAUCUGGAGGCUUCUAAGACCGGGAGGUGUUUUUAUCAUGGAGCCUCAACCAUGGAGUUCAUAUAAGAACAACAGAUUAGUUUCAGAGGUUGCCAAAGAGAACUUCAGCACCAUCUGUAUAUACCCAGAGACGUUUCGGGAGGUUCUUCUAGACAAGAUUGGAUUUAGGUCAGUAGAGUUGAUUGCGGACAGAUUGGUGGGUACCGUCAGUGGUUUCAACCGCCCAAUAGAAGUUUACCACAAAUGAUGAAACUGGGUCAAGGAUUGUGGCAUACCUGUCCAAGCGUACACACCCUGACCAAAUGAUUGUGUUGAGAUUUGAAAUGCUUGCUGACUGACUGGGUACGAGUACAACAAUGAAGGCCUUGCAUGGUGCUUGACUUGCAUUUGCAAAAGAGAGUAUCAGAUGUCAAAGGAUCAAGAUGGAAGAGUGGUGGUUGGAAGUUGAAUGUUAUGUUCUCUAGAUGGAAGUGUUGGGAAUUUUUUUAAUGGUUUUGUUCUUGUACAAAAUGGAUAAUGGACAUGUUACCCUGAAAGGGAAAAUGAGGCUUCCAUGAAUAUCAAUUUUGCCUGCUAUGAACAUCAUGAUCUCUCGUGCUUAUUGUUUGCCACGUAUAUAUAGUCAUGCUAAUAAGUUCAAGCGAACAAUGCCAUGGUAGUAGCUUAAUUUCAUUGACGAAGUCAGGUGAAAGAGUGUACUUGUUGGUUCUACCAAUGACAGAUGCCUUGUGGAAUUCAAGUGGUUAUUUGUG
This is a messenger RNA of Sorghum bicolor (sorghum), 1625 nucleotides long. RefSeq names its product probable RNA methyltransferase At5g51130. Lineage: Eukaryota; Viridiplantae; Streptophyta; Magnoliopsida; Poales; Poaceae. The record is from RefSeq and is a predicted model, not a curated record. Gene Ontology annotation, molecular function: snRNA binding; RNA methyltransferase activity; O-methyltransferase activity. The transcript is spliced from 8 exons. Bases 200 to 1120 code for a protein of 306 amino acids. Gene Ontology annotation, biological process: snRNA modification.